AUGGCCACCGCGCCGCCGCCCGCGCUCGCCGCGGACCUCCACAUCUCCUCCUACCCGGCCGCCGCCCCGGCCCCGGCCGUCGCCGCCGCGGCGUGGGGCAGCAGCAGGAGGGCGGCGGGCCCGUCGUCGACCCGCGUCGCGCUCAGCGCGGCGAGAGGACGGGGACGCCUCUCCCCGGUGGUGGGAACCGGGCGGCCGGCGCUCUCCGUCAGGUGCAACGCCAGCUCCCGGGACGGGAGGAUUACACAGCAAGAAUUCACCGAGAUGGCAUGGCAGUCGAUUGUUCUGGCACCCGAAGUCGCCAAAGAGAGCAAACACCAGAUCGUGGAGACUGAACAUUUGAUGAAAUCCUUGCUGGAGCAGAGGAACGGGCUUGCCCGUCGAAUCUUCUCCAAAGCUGGAGUUGAUAACACACGGCUUCUCGAUGCCACCGAGAAGUUCAUCCAGCGGCAGCCUAAGGUAUUAGGUGAAGAUCCUGGUUCGAUGUUGGGGCGUGACUUGGAAGCUCUGAUACAGAGGGCGAGAAACUUUAAGAAAGAGUAUGGUGAUUCAUUCGUCUCGGUUGAACAUAUUGUUCUUGGUUUUGCGGAUGAUAAGCGAUUUGGAAGACAGCUGUUCAAGGACUUCCAGAUCACCGUAGAAUCCUUGAAAACAGCUAUUGAAUCCAUAAGAGGGAAGCAAAAUGUAAUUGAUCAAGACCCUGAGGGAAAGUAUGAAGCUUUGGACAAAUAUGGAAAGGACCUGACAGCUAUGGCACGUCAGGGGAAGCUUGACCCUGUUAUAGGGAGAGAUGAUGAAAUCCGUAGGUGCAUUCAGAUUUUGUCUCGGAGAACAAAGAAUAAUCCUGUUUUGAUUGGUGAACCUGGCGUGGGAAAAACAGCCAUAGCUGAAGGGCUUGCUCAGAGGAUAGUGCAAGGAGAUGUCCCACAGGCACUGACAAACCGUCGACUAAUUACACUUGACAUGGGGGCUUUGAUUGCCGGUGCAAAAUAUCGAGGAGAAUUUGAGGAUAGACUGAAGGCUGUACUUAAAGAAGUCACAGAUUCUGAUGGACAGGUUGUUCUCUUCAUUGACGAGAUCCACACUGUUGUUGGAGCAGGUGCCACUUCUGGUGCAAUGGAUGCUGGCAAUCUUCUGAAACCAAUGCUCGGAAGAGGGGAGCUACGUUGCAUUGGUGCAACAACCCUCGAUGAGUACCGCAAAUAUAUUGAGAAAGAUCCAGCACUGGAACGCCGCUUCCAACAAGUGUAUGUUGAUCAACCAACAGUUGAAGAUACAGUGUCAAUACUCCGAGGAUUACGUGAGAGAUACGAAUUGCACCAUGGGGUCCGCAUAUCAGACAGUGCUCUUGUUGCUGCCGCUCUUUUGUCAGAUCGUUACAUCAGCGGACGAUUUUUGCCUGACAAAGCAAUUGAUUUGGUCGAUGAAUCAGCUGCCAAGUUGAAAAUGGAGAUAACAUCGAAGCCGACUGCUCUGGACGAGAUUGAUCGUUCUGUGCUCAAACUUGAAAUGGAACGUCUCUCACUAACAAAUGAUACAGACAAGGCAUCAAGAGACAGAUUAUCUCGCAUUGAAGCAGAAUUGUCACUUUUGAAAGAAAGGCAGAAGGGACUGACUGAGCAGUGGGAGCGUGAAAAGUCGGUGAUGACAAAGAUCCAAUCUAUUAAGGAAGAGAUUGACAGGUUAAAUGUGGAGAUCCAGCAGGCUGAGCGUGAGUAUGAUCUCAAUCGUGCUGCUGAACUGAAGUAUGGUAGUCUGAAUGCAUUGCAGCGGGACCUUCAAAAAACAGAGGAUGAGCUAAACGAAUAUCAAAGUUCUGGGAAAUCCAUGCUAAGAGAAGAGGUGACCCAAGAUGAUAUUGCAGAGAUUGUGAGCAGGUGGACAGGCAUCCCGGUUUCCAAGUUAAAGCAAUCCGACAGAGAAAAGCUGCUGUAUCUCGAGGACGAACUGCACAAGCGUGUAGUGGGGCAGGAUCCUGCAGUCAAAGCAGUUGCAGAGGCCAUCCAGAGAUCCAGAGCUGGUUUGUCUGAUCCAAACCGGCCCAUUGCCAGCUUCAUGUUCAUGGGACCUACAGGAGUGGGCAAAACAGAAUUGGCGAAAGCACUCGCUUCUUUUAUGUUCAACACUGAGGAUGCUGUUGUCAGGAUUGACAUGAGCGAGUAUAUGGAGAAACACUCUGUCUCAAGACUGAUUGGUGCGCCACCAGGUUAUGUUGGGUACGAAGAGGGCGGUCAGCUUACAGAGGCUGUCCGUAGGAGGCCAUACUCUGUGGUCUUGUUUGAUGAGAUUGAGAAAGCCCAUUCAGAUGUAUUCAAUGUUUUCCUGCAAAUAUUGGACGAUGGCAGGGUUACAGACUCGCAGGGCCGGAAGGUGAGCUUCACCAACAGUAUCAUUAUCAUGACAUCCAAUGUUGGUUCACAGUACAUAUUGAAUAUGGAUGAAGAAGGCGGAGCGACUGAUUCGGCCUACGAGAGUAUGAAGAAGAGGGUGAUGGAUGCUGCAAGAUCUGUUUUCCGUCCUGAGUUCAUGAAUCGUGUAGACGAGUACAUCGUCUUCAAGCCUCUUGAGAGGAAGCAGAUAAACAGCAUUGUCAAAUUACAGUUGGCGAGAGUGCAGAAGAGGAUCGCCGACCGCAAGAUCAAACUCGACGUCUCACCGGCAGCAAUCGAGUUCCUGGGAAGCCUUGGCUACGACCCCAACUACGGCGCCAGGCCGGUGAAGCGGGUGCUUCAGCAGUAUGUGGAGAAUGAACUCGCCAAGGGUAUCCUCAGAGGCGAGUUCAAGGAUGAGGACAGCAUCUCCGUCGACACUCAGGUUACGGUGCCGUCCAAUGGCAAGCUCCCGCAGCAGAAGCUCGUCUUCCGGAAGACGAACGAGGAAUCCAAGCCGGCUGCUGCUCAAGAUGAGAAGUUCCUGCCGACAGUCUGA
Triticum turgidum subsp. durum (durum wheat) is the source of this 2928-nucleotide messenger RNA. The record is from the annotation of a GenBank genome assembly. NCBI's taxonomy places the organism in Eukaryota, Viridiplantae, Streptophyta, Magnoliopsida, Poales, Poaceae.